GUAAUAUUAUCGCGAACGCGCGCGUGGGCCACGUUCCGUGUCGCGCGAGAAUCGACACUACGACGCGAACACAGUAACAUCGUUGUUACGGGCGACGACGGCCGCGACGAACGCUCGGUACGCAAUCGCACGCCGCGCCGUCCGUGUGGGCCCCGUGCUGUACCGGGCUACCGUUAACAUUUACACGAGUGCACGCGCGCCCGUACGCGGUGCGAGUGGUGCGCGUUGUGUACGCUCGCCCGUUAUCGCGUCUGCCCGCGACAAUCUGGUCUUCCGGAGCGGCCCGGGCGCUCUUUUAUCGUCGCGGGCUCAUCGGCGCUGCACACCGAUAAUCCGAUAAUUAUUAUGUCGAGUGUAUCGAGUUUUCAUAAUAAUAUUAUUGUAUUGUCUCGUUUAGUAACGUCCGAUCGGCCGACGCGUUCCGACACCCGUUCCGCCGCACCGAAUUCCCCAUGCCGCCGCCGUCGCCGGGCUAAACACGGAAACGACGUGCGCCGUUGUUACUGGUAAACGAAACACCCACCGGGGUUGAGGGUAAGUUCCUGCACGGCUCUCAUUUACAUAAAACGCUACAGUACAAAUACACACACGGGUGUAGAAAAGGACACAAUAUAAUGUUGUACAUCGGCAUGUAAGCGUGUUGGUUCCUGUACGUAUAUAUCUGUGUACCUACAACAAUUUUUGAGCUAUCAGCUAUUUAUUUUUUUAUUUUUUUUUUUUUCUAUACUAUUGUUGCGUAUAAAUCAUAGUUUAACGCGCAUAGUUUACGUGUUUUUAAUUAUUUUUAGUCCACGUUCUUUUCACGCAAUCUUGCCUGGGCUUGCGAGAACAGUGAUUAGUUUAAUGUUUGACAAUCAGACGUUUCGAUGAGACUCUAUACAUGUAUAUAUAUAUCGACGUUUGAAAUUGAAAAUUAAUAAACGAUUUUCGGAAUCCACAAAUUUUUUUAAGUCUAAAAUGUCGGAUGUGUAUUGCGCCGAGGGUAAGCCACUGUUGUUGGUGAGAAGUUUGGACAUGGCAUAAUAUAGGAUUAGAAUACCGGGUUAUUAUAACAUAAUAGGCAGCCGACUUAACUUAAUGUUAUUUGUGAUUUAGAACAAUUACAAUAUUUCAUGAUUUCACUGGCUAAAGGCCACCAUAAUAUUUACUAUCGAUCUACGCAGACAGAGUCUGCAACAUACAUAACGUUAAGCUAAGGUGGACAUUGGCAACCAUGUAGCAAACUACGUACUGAUUUACGCUACACAAUUUUUUGUUUUUAAAUUACUUAAAAAACACGAAACUCAACAUAGUUUAGUAUAGUGGAUAAUAUAAAACGGGUGUCUGUACCAUUGGACUUCAUAUAAUAUGUAUGCAGUGGUGUAGGAAGGAGGGGACCUGUUAUUUUGGAGUUAAAAUAUUCCCCCUUGGCCAUAUUUAUGUCGAAAAUCAAAAUAUUAGAUUCUGAGUGUAGCGAAGAAUGCGAUUGGUUUUACAAAGAUGUCUAUUUUUUAUUUUUUUUUUUUAUAUUGUGUACGCAAAUUCUACCAAAAAUCUUGCUCAAAUAUAUACGCGCGGCACCAUUUCUGAAAGGGAAUGUUACCCUUUUAGGUCAUUUUUUGAUUUUCCAAGCGGUUUUCAUAAUAUCUGGGAAACGUAAAAAAUAGGAAAUUUGCGAAAUUAAUGUUUUUAUUACUUUUCAAUUUUGUUAUUUGUUGUAUUUUUUUUUUUUUUGAACAUAAUAUGUAUAUUGCCGAUUUAAGAACGAAAGUGAAGUCAGAAUUGAGCAUACUGACUAAGUUUCGAAAUUAAAGCUUUUUGAAGUUCUGAUAUUAUGUGGAUAUUAUAUGUUAUGUUAAAAAACUAAAUAUUAUCUUCUCUAGAGUAUGUUUGUCAUAGCCUAAUACAUACCUAUUGUCAUCCUAGGGUUCGCAAGUUUAUACCCCUGUUUCUAAAACAAAUUUGUUGCACUUAUUUUAUCCCUUUCACCUAAACAGGAAAAAACAAAUACAUUUUAGGCGUACCUAAAGACCCAUCUACCGUUUGCUCGGACUAUUUUAAUUGAAAAAUACCCUUCGAUUUGUUGUGCAAACUGUUCUACCAAAAAUCUUGCUCCAGUACUCAAGUGUAGCCUAUUUUCUGAAAGGAAAUUUCAUCUCCAUGGUAAUUUAAGGGUCAUUUUUCGAUCUUCCCAGGAGUUUUCUCAACAAAUUUAAACACAAAAUAAAACACCUCCCUAAAACAUCCUGACUGAACCACUGUGUGUAUGAACAAAUACAUUUGAACUUUACCCGUUUAGGAACUUAAAUGUUACGUUUUUCUACACCUUCAUAUAAUAUGUAAACGAGGUUCGUGUAGGAACUUACCAUUUUUCAAUAUGACAUUGUAUAGGUGGUGCACGUACCGGAUUUCGGUACUAGGAAAUGUACAGCCGCGAAAAACCACCGCGUCCGUCAGCGGAAAAUAAUGAACCCGACGAGUCGUCGUACAUGCUUCGGGACAAAAGUAAGUAUUUUAUUAUAUUCUUUUUUCUGUGUUUCAAUUUAUGUAAUUCAAUUUUCUUAACUGCAUAGUGGUCCAAUUUUUUAUGUCAGGGGUAGUCAAGUCGGUUUGAAUCGACACAAAAAUGUUUAGGGAGGCAAAUGGCCGUUUCAGGUUUUAGUCUAUCUCCUCGAGUUUACUCGUAUUAUCACCCUAAAAAACGAGACGUGUCCGUUUAUAUUUACUAUAACUUGACAAUUUCUCAUCGGGUUUAAACAAAAAUAUGUAAAAUCGAAACGUCGAAAUAAUAUGGGUUUACAGAAUCGUCAUCGCUGCGCCGGGACGGUCGGAUCACCGCUGCUUGGGACGAGGACUGGAGCUGGUACGUGGUCACCGGAUGCGCGUUCGCCAAUUUCUUGUUGCCCGGCAUGCUCAGAUGUUUCGGGCCGGACGUCCUGGAAGGGUUCACCGAAAAAUACCAUCUGGGAACCCGGUGGGCUUGUCUCUGGAUACCGACAGUGUUUGACCUGACGUUCUCCAUUGCGGGUACGUGUUCAACUGUAUACAAUAAAUUAUAUUAUACCCACAUAGUUACAUCGUAGUAAUAUCCUACAAUUUUAGAAAUUAAAAAUCUGUGCAAUUGAAAUUAUAAAAUGUUCUGUAACUCUUGAAUAUAAUAUUCGUAUAUUAUAUUAUGUACCUAUUUAGUUUCUUCCCGUUUGAGGGGGUCAGAAUACCCUCACGGUAUACCUCUACUUAUCAUAAGAGACGACAAAUUAGGGUUACGUUUGGUCGAUAGCCUAAAUAAAAUUUUAUCAAACAAUAUGAGGACAUCUAAACAAGACUUGACUAGUUUUCUUGAGGAAUUGAAAGUAGGACUUGAAGGAAAAAGACUAAGGAGAAGUAUAUAGAGUAUGUAUUUGGAGGAAGGGAACAAAAUAACUAACGACAAUAAGUAGUGACAUAAUAGGCUAGGUUGAGAGUUUAUCUCUAGAGUAAUCUAUUUUUUUAACCGUCGCGUGAAGGAAGGACAUGACAGGCUUUCAGGCCGGCGGGUGACGAACACCAAGUCGGGAAUACUUGGCUCAUGGGCAACGUAGUUAAGUUAAGCUAAGCAUCCUGAACUCAUAAUUUGCAUAAACGUGGUGUUAAUUUAGGUUAACUUAUUGUAUUUAUAUUUUUAAUUAUAUCCCUACGUAUGUGAGACUGCUACGCGAAGGGAUAUCGUGUUUGAACAUGUCACGAAGAAAAACGGAUAAGAAGCAGAACGAAUUGUAAUGGAAAUAAACGUACGAUAAAAGAGGAGGAGAGAAAGACUGAAAAAAAAGGCCCAUCCAACCACCUCGAUAAUAUAAAGACAGCCGUAAGCCGGUGUAUGUAAGAUGGGAGAUCGGGUCAAGUGGAAGUUUAGGACGAGGGUGGCUAAGGAAGGCAAAGGAGAAGUAGAAGACACAUGUAGGACCAUUGCAGGUAUAUUAUAAUAAAAUAUAUUAUUAAAUCGUAAACGAGUGGGCAUAUCCUUCUUGUAUGGGUGUAGCUGGUAAGUGCGGUACGUUUAUAUAGGUGUAACCCACGGUUAUAACAGUGGUGUAACCGUAUAGGUAUACAUUAGGUAGUAUAUAGAUACACGUUUCGAGGACGAAAAACUCGUUUUUUUUGUUUUUGUUCUCCCGUGGACUGUACGAAGACUGAAUACGCAUUGCUCGCGCAUCCAUAAUAAUAUCGCAGUGUUCAUGUAUAAAAUAUAAAAUAAUAAUAAUAAAAUUAUUCACGUCGCAGACGAGGUUUUAUACUUGUACUCGCGCGCGUCUUAUCGGUCACGACAGUACACCAACAAAAAAAUUAAAAAUCGGCUGUUUUAUAUAAUUCAUUGCGUCGACUUUCGACAGUGUAGAUAACGUGCAUACCUACUUCAUAACGAACAGGUACGCGAAAUCAACACGUAUCUCGAUCCGUACAUAUUAUUAAUUAUUAUUACGAUAAUCUUUAUGGCGAGUGUUUAUUUUCAAAACGAAUGAUAAUAAAAUAAUAUUGUCAAUGUUGUAGUGUUGGGACGGAUCGCGUGUCAUCUAUGUUUUCUCCUUUUUUCGCCACUACUGUAUGUCUGUGUCUAAAUAAUGUUACAAAUAUCGCAAAUCCGUAUAAUAUUGUGAUCGUAUGUCGGGACUAUAAAUGACGUAACCUGCAGUGUAGCAACCUCGUUUUAUCACACCCGCCCUCCUUCCACCUGAUGGUGCCACUAAAUGCGACCGAAAAUUCGCGGGUAGUGCAAAAAUUAGGAAAUUUAGGUACUCGGACAUUUUAUACGACAACUGAAGUUCCUUAAUAUUUGUUUUUUUAACAAACAAAAAACGCCAUGCCGUCACAAUUAUUUUUUGAAUUUGUUGAACCGAUAUAACUUGUUAGAAUUUAAAUCGAUUUUACUUGUAUGCAGCGAGUUUAGAAUAAUAGACAUAACAUACGCAAAAAAUCCAACAACGUGAAAUGUUCAAUGUCCAAAUUCGGGAUAUCUACAAUAAAUGUUUAGAUCUCGGAUCCGAAAAUUCAGAUUUUUGACCUUCAGCUAAUCCAAAUAUUUCCCUUCACUAUGGAAUAUAUGGUUUGCACAACGUAUCCAAACUCACCACGAACUGAAAUGUCACUUUUUCUUACCAGUAGUCGCCAAAAAUGCAACGAUAUUCAAAACGCGAUUCGUUUUACCCCUGCGGCUUGUCAAAUGCGUGCAGGUUUUAUUUUACUGCUCUUAAACAGUGUCAUCAUUUAUUUUUCUUCUUUUUCUGUUCUCGUCUAUUUUUCUACGCUGUGCCAAUUUGCUUUCCUUCUAUUUUAAUUUAAACAAACGUCCGAAAAACGCCUCAAAAUACACCUAUACAACUAUUAUAUUUGGCUCCUCUCCUCAGAUUCUCGCCCAUAUAUCUCAUCGUGCCCCCCCCUUCCUAGAAAUUUAAAAUGUAUUUUAAAUACAUAAACACUGAUUUAUUAGUUGAUUAAAUGUAUUUUAAUUUUGCAUAAUAAGUACGUAUUUUAAGUAACAUAACGAUUAAAAUGUUUAUUACCACAAUAAAUAUAUUGCAUUAUUCAAUUAUUGCUCAAUUUUUAUAUGAAAUAUACCUAUUACCUACAUAUUCUUUUUUCUUAUUCGGAUAAACAUUGAAUUGCUAUGUAGCAGUCAGGUGCAUGAUGGGAUCAAAAGGGCAAACGUUUUAGAAAUAAUAUUCUUACAAAGAAAUGGAAAUAAAACAAAUGUAUAAUUUAAAAAUAUCAUAUAAUUUAUCAGUAGUUUGGUUUAAAAAGAGCCUGUCAGAAAGAAAAAUUGUUUAAUUGAAAUUUAAUAAUAAAAAAAAGAACUGAUACUGAGGAUGGGAGCGGCCACUGUUGUAAGUGAGAAGCUGGGAAGGUAGGAUACAUAAAGUUAUUUUAUUUAUAUCUGUGAGCAACGAUAAACCAUGGCUUGACGAAAGACGAUUCCGAGCGCAGUUCGGUAAUACAUAAUUUGAAGUGCCUUAAUUUUUUUUGCGAUUUUCGUUUAAAUUUGAUUUCAAAAUGCUUAUUUUAUUUAUAAUAUUAUAAUAUUAAUUACGUCUUUAAAAUACAAUCUAGGCAACUUGAGCUUUCAGAAAAGUUGCUACGCGUAAAAAUCGGAGUAAGUUUACUAGGAAAAAACGUGUCCACAGACUAGAACCAAAAAGAAACAGUAUUGUAAAAUCAAUAGCUACGCUUGAAAUCUAAAAAAAACCAAUUAAUAUAAUAUUUUGUAAUGUUUACUGUAUAAAAUUACCAUAAUUUUUAAUGAGACCCUUCAGGGUCGGAAUAACAAAAAAUACACAAAAUUUAUUUAUACUAUAUUGUAUUAUAAUAAUAAUAUGUAAUUUAUAUCGUGCGUAAUUAUACUAAUUUAAAAUCGCGCCGCAUACUCACGGUCGUGUAAAUAUUAAUUUAAGGACAAAAGCGACCGUUUGUCUUUAAUAUCAAAUAUAAAUAUAUUAAAUUGCAUUUGCGUUGCGCUAAAUAUUCAAAAUUACAGUCGGAACAUUUUUUACUAAAACAUAAUCGUAAACUGCAAUUCAUAAUAUGCCGUAAUAUGACUCAUUACAGUCAUAAUACUUUGUACGCGGUCCGAGUUGACUAAUAACGCGCCUUUAUUAAAAAAUAAAAAAAACUCUAAUUGUGUUAUACGCCAUUAUUUUAGUUUGAAAUCGUGGGUUAUAAACACGAAAAAAAAAACCAAUCUAAAAUCAAUAUUUGUUUCGAGUUAUGUAUUUCUAUGUGUACGCGUGUACCUAUUUUAUACACGUUAUAAUUGGUUAUUAAAAUUAUUAUUACUAAACCAAUUUAUUUUCAGAUUAUAUUUUUUAUAGGUGACAAACGAUUUUUUUUUUUUUACAAUAUUGAUUUACGAAAAAAAUCUGUACUGCAAUUAUUGUUGUGAUUUAGCGCGAAUGGGUUUGAAAAAACAGAAACGUUACAUGAUACCUAUGAUAUUAUGUAAAUUCAAUGGUUUAUAAACAGAAUUAUUGUAGUAUUCGAUAAAAGACUAUCGAUGUAUGAAAAAAAAAAAUUAAUAAAAUCGACACUGUAUCAUAUCGAUGAACUUCGUAUUAUUAUUAUUGUUAUUUAUUUCAAACAAAUGUUUGUUCUCGCUUACAUUUUUAUUGUAAUUUCGUCGCCUCGUAAAAAUUAAAAAAAUACAAUAAACUAUAUACGGCAAGUAAAAAUUAAAUACGAUUUCGUUGCAUACACUGCAGUACCAAAAAAUUUGUAUGUCCGUUUUCACCAACGAUUCAAUCGCGAUUAACUGUAAUAUAAACCGUGACUAUUAAAAUUAGUUUAAUCGCUUGUUGAAUUUCAUUUCACUCGCGGUUAAAGCUGUUACAUAAUCGCGAUUUAAAUCAUUAUUAUUGAAAAAAAAAAAAAAAAAAAAAAAACACUUAAUCGAAUUUUGACACCUUAAUUUUCGUUCAUUUCCGUCGUGCAAUAUUGUUCUGUAUUGAUUUCCGUUAAUCGGAGAAAGAAAAAUGCCUCGUGCUAGCGCGCGGGCUUUAUGUGAUGAUAGCCAUCAUGAGAGUUAGGGACUUCUAAAAUUUGCGUAGAACAGCAAAGUCAAAUAUUGAUACGGUUCAUCGCGUAUGUAAUCUAAAUCCUAAAUUUUAUUUCGCAUAUAUUUGCAUAUUUUAGAGUUUUUGAUUUUUAUGGCGUAUUCUAGGAGCAUGUAGCUUUUAAGUGCUGUACAGAGACAUUCCCUUAUUAUAUCUUAUCUUAUUGUAGGCCGCGUAACCCUUCGAUUUAUAUUGUUUAAUAUUUUGUUUUUUUCAUUGUUGUCUCAACACUCUUCUUGCACUCGAUCACCCUGCAAUGAUCGGUUACUAUAAUUAUUUCAAUACCUCGGACUUCUCGGACUUCUCCGAGGAAUUAAUUUCGCGUUUCCUUUUUUUUUUCAUUAUAACUACAUUUACAUUUCUAUUCAUAUUUACUUAUAUCGAUUAGAUAUUAGUUAAUACACUUGAAUUAACUAGAAACAUCUGGCUAGUCAACAAUGUAAAAUAUUGUAUACCUAUAAUGAUUAUAUUACAAUCGGCAUCAACAUCAUAUUGCACGAACACGGCGAAUAUGAUGGAAUCGCGAUUAUAAUGGUAAAAUCUAAACGAAUUUAAUCGUGAUUCAAUAGUUCGGUUACAUUAAAUCACGAUCCGCGUGUUUUUCAUGAUAUCGAAUCUAUAAAUUAAUACUCGUAAUGAGAAGCAGAAAAAAAAAAACGGUGUGUAUUAUGUACGAUCUGUCCGGUUUGUUAAUCAAACAAAUCGACCAGGAUAAUUAACCGUUCGGACAAAGCCGUUAUUUCUUAUCUACACUAUGGUACCUAUUUAUCGCCAGAUCAUUUGAAUAAAUAAAAAUUAAUUUUAUUUAUUGAUUUUAAAUUGUUCAUUAUAUUAUUUAACGGCUAAACGGUGUGAUGCCGAGAUGAAGUUUGGAAUUUAAGUUCAAUGUCUAAACGCGUUCAAAGAAUACACUGCUAUAAUACAUACCUCUAUAAUAUUAUGUGUUUCGAAAGGAAUGCGUUUGUGGUGUUUCGAGUGUUUUAUCAGACCAGCUCGCCAUAUACAAUUUUGUAUUUAGAUUCCGAGUAUUACAACAAUGAACAAGCUACCUAUAUUAUUUUUAUAUGAAGAUGUGUCUUUUAUUUCCUCGGUAAACGCUUUUACGGUUCAAAUCCCCUGCUCUUUUUAUGUCAUACACUUAAAACAUAGGUAUUACACAAUACCACAUUUUGCCAUAAAGUUGUUUUUUGCGUUUUCUCUGUCAAUCGCUUUUUUGGUUGGGGUUAGUACAAUUCUUGGUUUUAUUCUAUUUUUUACGCAGUGCCUCAAAUCACGCGGUACUUGAUUUAAAAUAUUUAUAGAAUAUUUCAACGAUUCGUCCCUUGGACCCCGUUUUUUGUUUGUGUUGAAUUUUUGGUUAGGAAAUUUCAGUGUAUUACGCUAAAUUAUUAUUUGCCAACUUUCAAUCAUAUUAUAUACAACAGUACAGACCUAGAUACAUAUAGUGCAAAAUUUGUGUGUCUGACUGUUUGAAAUCUAUAUUAUUUCUAUAACCUUAUCAUAUUAAAUAAUAUAAUAAUAAUUUGUUUCGAUCAUUUUAGUAUUAAAGUUUACUCAUAAGAAAAAAAAAACUGAAUUAGGUUGAGUCAUCAUCGCUGAUUUUAAUUCAACGAUAAACAUAGUUAUUUUUACGGACUUAAAAUAAACGAUAAUAGCAAAUGGUCGAACGUUAGACCGAAGGAGCAAAAUUCGUUUACAUUCUUUAACGCGUUUUUAAUAACCAACAGAGCGUUAUAUUUUAAAUACUAAUUAUAUACAGUAGUUAUACUAGUUGUAUUUCAAAAAACACAUUUUUGUGAACAUUUUUUUUUUGGUAAAAUUAGUUUAAACUAAUUUACACAAAUGAAUUUCGGAUACUCGGCUAUUAUUUGAAUAUACAUGUAUUUAUAGAUAUAAAAUAUAACACAAUUUUUAAAAAAAAAACCAUUUCUAACUUUUAUGGGACACACGUAAGGAAAUAACUUUAAUAAUUUUUAAAAAUUAAUUUUAAACGUCGACAUUUCGUUACUUUUUUUUAGACAAUACUUUGUAUUAUUUGAUAUUUGAGGCUUAGAUUUCGAGCGUAACGAGGAAGCUAUUGAUUUUACAAUACUGUUUCUUUUUUGUUCUAGUCUGUGGAUACGUUUUUUCCUAGUAAACUUACUCCGAUUUUUACUUGUAGCACUUUUUCUGAAAUUUCAUGAUUUCAUUAUUUUAUAAAAACACGGACGGCGUUAUCUACCGGAAAAAACGGUUAAAAAGUCACAAACCUUUUUUGUUGUCUUUCUGAUUUAAUUUUUUACGGUAUCAUCGCUAAAACUUUUGAGCUUUUAAGGAAUUUUAAUUUUUGAGAGUUUUUUGCUGUAAUUCGGUUAUAAAUACACGUAGACUUGAAACUUGAUAAUAAUACUUAUUUAUUUUGGACUUACCUAGAUGUGGUCAAAUUCCAAAAUCAUUAGACGACUUUUUUUUUUUAAUAAACGUUUUGAAAUCAAAUUUAAACGAAAAUCGCAAAAAAAAAAUUACGUCAAUUCAAAUUAUGUAUUACCGAACUGUGCUCGGAAUCGUUUUUUGUCAGCAAUGGUUUAUCUUGGCGUACAUAUAUAAAUGAAAUAACCAUAUGCAUUCUACCUUCCCAACUUACCACAUAUAACAGUGGCUGCUCCCAUCCUCAAUAUCAGCUCUUUUUUUUAUUUAAACGUUUAUUUGUUUUACGAUAUAUGUUAUGAUACGUAUAUUAUAUUAUAUGAAUAACAUUUACAUUAUACUCAUGCGUAAUAUAAUAUUUAUGGACAAUUAUUACGACUCGAAAUUUAAAUUAUUGGUAUCAUAGGUCAUUAAACUAAUAAAAUAUUUUAUUUAUUUAUUGUUAUAUACUAUCGCAAACAGAUUAAAAAUUGGUUAUUUGCUGUUUACUUUUACGAUCAUUUAGAAUUUUGAUAUUAUUAUAGUUUACAAUUAUAAUAGUUCUACAAAUAUAAACUGUAUAACUGUAUUUCUAAAUUUUUAUUUUGGUUAAUAGUGAUAAAUAUUAUUGUUGUGUAAUUUUUAUAAGUAUCUAUAUAUAUGUACCUAAUAAUUUUAAAUAAAAAUGCAUAAAUACAACGCGUUAAUAUAAUUAUAGAUAAAAAAAUCGAUAAUAAAAAUUACACUUAAAAUACUUAAUUGUAUUAAUAAUUUCACUUUCGUUGAGCAAAUUAUAAUAACGACCAGAGAAUAUAUAACCACAAAUUAUAAUAUUUUGCUAUCAUACUGUACUAUACCGGUAUUGACGCAAAUAGGUUCGGAUAUUUAGCCCCUUUGAAAUUUGGCUUUGCCCCCAAAUUAAAGGUCUCGUAAAAUAUGUUCUCAAAGGGCACAUAUGAGUUACAUACAGUCAUGUAAAAGAACCUUUUAUAUUCAAAGCGUAGCGAGGGAUCUAUUGGUUUUACUAUAAUGUGUAUAUUUUUUCAUUUGGUUUUUUUUUGUCAGUGAACAACUUUUCUACAUGAAAUUUUGCUUUGAAGUUUCAAGUAUAGCACCCUUUCUGAAAGGUAAUUUUCUCUAGUAGGGUCGUUUAGAGGUCAAAUUUUUAAGGUGUUUUCAAAGUAAUUAGGAGAAAACCGAAAGGAAAUUAUAAGUAAAACGAUAAAUAUUUACGACGAGCUGCGGCGUUACUGAUUUCAUUAUUUAAAAUUUUUACCGCUUAUGUUUUCUACUAGAAAUAUUGGUUUAACCAAAAAAUGCUUACAGACAUUUUUUGUUGAAUCUUGAAUCUUGUUGGUAAGUAAGAAAGUCGUUUUUUAAUUUUCUGUAUAGGUUUUUUAAUAAUUGAACAAAAUAACAAAACAACGUAGAAAUGACGGAAAGUUUCAAAAAUAAUGGUUUUAUUUUUUCAAUUUAGGGCCGGUUUUUCAAUUGCCAUUUUAGUUGUCAGUUAACUAACCAUAGUUAAAUUUAAUCUGUAAAUUAAAGUUCUGAAUAAAUAGUGUGUGGUUUAUUUAUAAAUUCAGUUUGUUGUCUCAGUUAUACAACCGAAGGUUGUCAUACUACAUAAUGAUCAUUAAUUGUUAUUGUUUUCACUUUAUCAGCUAGUUUUGGAGCUUAGCUUUAGCCCAUGAUGUGUUAUGUAGAGAGUUAAGGAGCAUUUCUGCUUCGUAAAAUGUGUUAUUACCAUUACUAAUACCAUAAUAAAUAUUUAAAUUCAAUAUGUCAAAUACUGUACUAAAAAGAAAAAGAGCUAAUAAUUUUUAGGUAUACAGAAAUACAACUAUUACUCAUACUCGAAUUAUCCUUACGUACUGAAAAUUAACAUAUUAACUUAGAAAAUUAGAAAAUUAACAUUGAUUAAUGGUAUAACAAAAUUAUGUACUGAUUAGAAAAUAAAUCGUCUGAUGCAGUAACUUGGAAAGACAAGGAAAAUAAUUGGGAAGAAAUUGCAUUAGUAUAUUAAAAUAUUUUAACAGCCAGAUACAGAAAUCUGUUAAUGUUUCAAUUAUUUUAUAUUAUACCUACUGAGUGGCACCUAUUUAUCCUUUCACGGACUAAAAACCACGUCUAAGGUGGACUAAAAUAUAAGGACUACGUUCAUAAUUUAAAAAUCCAUGCAGUUCUUUAUCAGCGUCGUAAAACAAAAUUUCGUUUUUGAAAUUUAUUUUAAAUUUUAAAAACAAACUAGCUGUUAUGUUAUGAUCACGGUUAUAUAUAGAAUCUAGAUAUAAAUAUUUAUUUUUGGAUGUGAUAAAUAGGUAGGUUGUAAAUAAUAAUGACCUUAAACGACGUUUAAUCUAUUAAUUAGAAGAGAUAGUAGCGGUUAAUUUAACUGGCAGUUUAAAUGGCUGUUAGCUAACUGGGAUUUUCAUAAAUAGUUUUAUAGGUAGAUAACGUUAACCACCAAUUAAGUUAGAUUAACCUCGAGUUAAAUAUAAUUGAAAAACCGGGUCUCAGUUAAAAAUAGUUAAAGAAACUAGACAUUUUGUCAGACAACUUAUAUUUGCUUUUUCUAGACGUGGUAAAAUUUUUAAGAGAUUUGAGACAUUUUUGAGCUAUUUAUAGACAUUUAAAUUUUGCAAGUUUUAUACAUAAUUUGUAUUUCUCAGGUAAUCUGUGGACACAAUUAUUAUAGAAUAAACAGAAGUCGGAAAUGCUUAAAAAUUUAAUAGGAGAUUCAUUAUAUUAUAUGUCCAAAAAUAUAUAGUGAGCAAAAAAUAAUAAUUGAGGGUAAUAAAGUAUUAUUUUUUUUAUAGGAGUUUUAAAAUCGUAAAUAGUUUUACAAAACAUAUACAACUGAACUUCACUCCAAAUCGUUUUUCGUUAGCAACGGUUUAUCGUUGGUUAAGGUUUAAAUUAGAUAACCUUAUGUAUCCCAUCUUCCCUACUACUCACCUACAACAGUGACCGCAUCAGUCCCCAGUAUCAGCUCUUUUUUCAUUUUUUAUUUUUAUAUCAUACACAAUUCGUGUUGUUCAAAUAACUCGUUCCUAAUGUAUAAUAUCACCAAACAAAUAAAGUGGAUUUAAAUUGAAUUUCCUGAACAAUAAGUGAUUUACCAUAGUGCUACAAAUUACAUAUUUAUUCACGACAUUUAUUUGAUGGCCGAUAAUUUCAAUUUAAUAUUAUCUACUUUUCAAAUGGUAUGCAAAAGCCAGAUGAACUCCGUUAGUCUUCUCAAUAUUGAGACUUCAUUUUCAUGUUACUCGUUGUAAGAUCUUUCAAUAGUUGUGUUUCUACGUUCAUUAUUUAUUAUUCGUAUAAAUAAAUUGAACAUUAAAAAUUAAUUGAAUUUUCCUAUAGCGCUUAGUGAAAAAGACGAAACAUUAAAAGUCAUUAACGGAUUUAAAUUCGGAUAGUUCAGAAACGUAUUAGUAUUAUAUUUAUUUAUUGAAGAUUUAUUAUUUGAUUAAUUAGAAAUUGUUGAACGAUACUUAAGCAAAGCGUCAUAUGUUGGCUUUUGCUCGGACAAACCUAGUUGUGGCCAACCUCAUUCAGGCAAAUCUCUAACGUCCAUAUAUAUUUAUUUUAUAAAUAUAAAAAUUAAUUAAUUAAUUAAAUAAAUCUUACAAUAGACUUAUAAGUAGCUACGAUUUUCACGAAUUUUUAUUUUAUAUUGUCACUAUAAGUCAAUAACCAGAUAGUUCCGUGUAAAAUGCAAGGACAAAUUAAUUGCUGAAAAGAGCGAGUAUUGUUUUAUUAUUAACAUGGUACCUAUCUAACCUAAUCUACUAUGGAAAAUUGAAAUUUACGUUACAAAAUUGACGUCACAGAUUUGCCCGAAUGAUGUUAGUCACAAGUCACAACUAGGUUUGUCCGAGCAAAUGCCGAAAUAUGACGUUUUGCACAUGUGUCGUGGACACUUCGCGUUUUACCCGGGCAUCUCCAAGAUUAGCCCGAUUUUGGCUUUUGCCCGUAACAUAUAUACAUUUUUUAAAUUUCUAGAAAAUCUAUAUUAUAGAGAUUCCCCCUAUAAUAUUUAAGCUAUUUGUGCCUGUGACUUCUAGAUUCAGGAUCGAACGACAAUACUUUUUUUCACUUUGCAUAAAAGAACAUUAUUUAUUGUUCUUAUUGUUCUAUGUUAUACAUGUAAUAUGAUGGACAUAACAUAAUAUUAUGUUUGUUAUUUUUUAACAUUUUUUCAGUUGAUAAAAAUGAUCCGAUUUGUUCACGUCAUACCUAAAAAUAAAGUCGGAUUUCCUGGCGGUACUUUAUUUAAACAAUUUUUCUAGAUCCCAUAGAGAUUUUCUAAAAAUUUAAAAAAAUCUAUCAACAAUUGGAUAUAUAUUGGUUUAUUUUUAUUGAUUUCCUUGGGUUACCUCGGCUACUAGAGAAAAAUCACAACUAAUAUUUCGUGUGAGUCUAAAACCUAACCAAUUUAUUAAGCACCGGUUUUUGAUAGCAUUGAUUCAUCGUUAGUUUCAGUACAUAAACUAAUUUAUCCAGUUAUUCUAUACAAUACAUAAGUAUACUUUCCGAAUUUUCCGCCUAAAACAGUGGCCUACUUAUGGUACGAUGAAUAUCCAACAUUUUUUUGAAUUCAAGUACAAUUUGUGUUAAAACUGUUUUUAGUUCAACGAUUCAAUGUUGUGUAUUAUCCAUAAUGUUCUUGAUAACACUGAUUAGAGAUUUGGGUAGUACAUUCGUUUUUUUAACUAAGUUUAUUGGCAUUAAUGUGGGCGUAAUAUUUUAUACAAUAGUACACGCAAGCUCGUGUAAAAUACCGCGUUUUUAUCGCUAUGAACGUACUUACCAAUUGUUAAAAUUUAUGACAGUGCGCGUUUAUAAUUUUGGGUAUCCGGCCAAAAGUGAAAAAAUAACCGUGAAUGUGAAAAUCGCGAAUUAAUUAUAACGAAAAUAUAGUAUAUUUUUUUAAUAUGGUCAUUAUAAUCCUAAUGUUGUUAAGUUCACUAGGUAUAAAUAAUUUGGGUAUUUAGUGAUAGUAAUAAUUUAAAAAAAAAAAAAAAAAUUAUUUAGGUAUUUAGAGACAAAUUAUAUACUACACCUUUUACAAAGUUCUUAUUAUCAUUAGUAUUAUAAUUUAUAAUUUACAUAUAAAUUUCGCUAUUAUGUAUGAUCGAUUAUUUUAAAAUUCGUGAUUUUUAUAUUCGUGGUUAUUUGCUUCGCUAUUUUGGCCUAGACCCAUAAUUUUGAUAAGCUAAAGAAACUAAAAUAUUAUGGUUUAUGAACUAACGAUUUGAUCAAUAGACAGAUUAUGAAGGUACGACUUUCCAGUUUGAAGAAUCGACUUACUAAUCUAUUAAGAUUUUCGAAUUUUUAGAAAAAAAUUUGAAUUAAAACCCGGAGUUUUCGUAUGUAAACUGUUUUUUUUUUUUAUAUAUAUAAUAUUGAAAUUCACUUUCCAUUUUAUAUUUUAUUUGCGGAGUUUUCUUAUAUUAAAAACCAUAUCGAUUCUCUUUUAUUCAUCGCAAUGAUGUAUCUACUCGUAGUAUGCCUAAUAUCUUAUUAUUAAACUUGUGUCCAUCGAAUUUCUUCUGCACGGUUAGUUUGUGAACAUUAAUUAAAAAAUGAGAAAACAAAAUAUUACCUACGCCAUUGUCGGAGAAACAACAAUAUAUAUAUUAUACACACAUAUUUUUUUUAUAUUUUUCGAGUUUCAGCUGUAAUAAUAAUCAGUAAAUAAGGACUUUUUUUUUCAUAAAAUACACUAUUUUCGUAAGUAAAUAACUUAAUUUACCACCGCUAUCUAUUAAUAAGCUUACUAUAUUAUCACAGAAUAAGAUAUUAUUAGAAUUAUAAGAUUAUUAGUUUUAUUUAAUUCGGGUGACACUCGUUAUAAACAAUGGUUUUGUUAUUAUUACAACUUUGGCGGUUGUUGUUAUUGUGCAUACGCGAGCUGUCACACGCCCACGCAACCUUAGAUAAUAUCUAUGAUUGCAAUAUUGAACUUACUGAACUGAUGUUACCAACAGUUAACGUAUCGUUAAGUUAGCCCACGGAUGUUAUAGAAAAUAAUAAUAUUACCUUUAAUUAGUGAAAAACAAUUAUGUAGAUAGUUUUGUUUUCACUUAUUUCUCUCCAGUGUCAAUAUAAUAAUAUUUUGUAUGCUUGGAUUUUUCAUCAUUGUUUUCGUAUAAAACGUAUCUCAUAGUUGUGCACACUAAAAAAACUAUUUAAUUAUUCAUUAUAGCAGAAAAAAAAUGGAAUAUUUUUCGAUUUUUAGUUUGAAGAAACUAAAAGUUAAGUUAUGCAACCCACAACUCAUACAAUUCUGAUUUUGAUUGGUCUCUGGUUUUUUUAACACUUCUAGCUAAAAAAUUGUAUUUUACAUUUUUAUGGUUACCUAAAUAUUAAAGUUUUUUUUCCAUUUCUUUGUAUAUAUUUUGUGUUUAUUAUCAGUCAGAACUAAGUAUACGACUACUUUUUUUUUCGAACUUGUAACAAAACAACUGAUUAAUUAUAAAUUGUAAAGCCCCCCCCCCCCAUUAAAAAAUCCUGCAUACGUCACUGAUAUAAACUACUUCGGGGGCAAACAAUUUCACUUCUCUAUUUGUCUCUGCAUGUAUCUAGUAUCUAUAAUAUAUAGUUCAUUAUUUUUAGCCCUAUUAUUGGAAAUAUUUGUACGAUUUCAUACAAACUUAAUCAAUAUAAUAAUAACAAUGAUAUUUUACGUAUACCUAAUGCCGUUUUUAGGGGCAAUAUCCUGUUUUCUGUGUGAACUGACCUCGCACCGGACCGUAACACUCUGGGGUGGACUACUUGCGUCCAUCGGCAUGAUGUCGAGUUUAUUCGCCAACUCUAUACUCUAUUUGUACAUAAGGUAUGGACGUAAAAGUAUAUAACAAUAUUAAAUAAUAACAAACGGGUGACUCAAGGACUGAAUAAAAAAAAAAUAAUACAAAUUCUGGCAUCUAUUUGGCGGAACUAUAUCUCGUACAAAAAACGGUACUAUUUAGGUCCGUAUAUGACUUGGUUGCGUUCUCAAAUAAUGAUCUAAUUUAUUUUGUUUAAAUAUUAUUAUGAAAAAUUUAUUAUUUUUCUUAUUAGGUACUUGCCAAUAGUUUUUAAAGGCCAAUAGCUGAAACCUCUAAGUAAUCACUGUUAAAAUGUUACAUAUAACUUUAGAAUCCCCGAGAUUUUAAAUUUUAUUAGCGCCCGCUUGCACGUAAACUUUUAAAGUCCACCUAUAUUAACCACCUAUACUCGACACUUAUAUAUGCUUCAGAAUGAUAUUAUAACAAUGUUCAUAUAUAUAAAAAUAAAAAAUUAAAACUGAUUUAAGUAAAAAAUAAUUAACUAUUUCGGUGUUUUCAGCUACGGGAUAAUGGUGGGCUUUGGCGCGGGCGUGUGUUAUCCCGCCGGUAUACUAAUCGUUAACGAGUAUUUUAACGAAUCCAGAGGAUUGGCCAACGGGCUUUCACUGGUCGGCACCACAGUCGGUUCGAUCGCAAUGCCGCCGUACAUCAUGUUUCUGACCUCGUCAUACGGAUACAGGUAUGCUUCUUCUUCUUUUCUGUAAUCAAUCCUGAAAUUGUUUCGCAACAAUUCUCCACUCUUAUCCAGUAGUGUGAUGGUGAAUACAAAUUUUCAAUAUUUUUGUAGUGCUAUAAGAAAAAAAAAUUGGUCCACUGAUCCGUGAAGAGCUAAUUCUAUUUUACUGUAUUUUGAACAAACCCAAAUUAUAAUAUAAUAAUAUAAUGUAAAUACAAUAAAACAAUUUUGUUAAAUUGUUCAGUACAUAACACGUUAUUACCUUAUUGGUUCCACUAUGUUAAAAAUGAUUUGCCAUAAUUCACCGCAGGUAUUUAUCAUUUCAAUCUAUGAUCGCCUCGCUGCUGUGUGCAAGCGGUGGACCAUUUGGUCGUGUACAGUAUUGUAAACUGUUCAAAUAAAUGUAGUUUAAUAUGUUUCCUUGUAUUCGAAUACGUGUACUAAAUAUUUUUAGAUUCUGGAUGGAGCGAAGAAGAUUAUGGUUUUAUAAUAAUGUUUAUUUUAUUUUUUUAUUUUUUUAUUUAAUCUGUGAACAACUUUUCUACCAGAAAUUCUGCUCCGAUUUGCAAUGCUAGUACUGUAUCUAAAAUGGAAAUCUAACUACUGGGAAGGUACUUUACGGAUGCCAUUUUUUGAUUUUCCCAAGAGUUUUUCCAAUAAAUUAGAUAAACGGGGAAAAAGUGGAGAAAAACUUGGGAAAAACAGGAAAAUAAAUACAAUAUUAAUCAAAUAUUAUUGAAUGAAAUGUAUAAUGCAUAUGUAAUAAUAUGACAUGCAUAUUGUUGACAAAGCAUCACUAUCAACCGACCUUCACUCAGAAUCAUUUUUCGUUAGUAAAUGGUUAAUCGUUGCUUAAAAAUUUACAUUAAAUUGCCUAUAAUUGUCUGUGCCCGUCCCUUUUAUCCUAGGAAUGGUUAUAAUUUUUAUUUUUAUUCACUAAAAAAGCACUUGUCUUCCGAAAUCAAUAAAAGUUUUAAAUUCGCAAACUAAAACUUAAAUCGGAGAUUUUUACGGCUACAUGUUUUAAUUCCUAAACGAAGUUUAAACAUUUCUCUGUUAAUGAUAUAAUAUUUGAAUACCUAGAUGUACUAAUUACUAAUCAGUUAUCAGUUUAUUUGAUAAAAUACUGAGCCAUAAACCGAUAAUUUCAGAACUGUAGACCAAAAACUGAUACAAAUUAUCUAAAAAAAGAAAAAUAUUCGAAAAGUAUUCAAAUACGUUUUAAUAAUUUAUUCGAAUACGUAUUCUACUUUCUUUGUUUUUUAUUCGUAAUACAUUUAAAAUAUAUAUGCACAAUAUAAUACAAUAAGUAAAUAUUCUGAUAUAAAAGUACUAGGUGUGAUAUUACUUCCAAAUUAUGAAUUUAGGGUUGCAUACAUUGUUUACUAUUUAAACGUCCAAGACGAUGGGGAGGGUUGUCUGGUAUUGUGCGAUAUGAUAGUUUGGAUAUGAGAUGGUUAACGUAGUUAAAGGAGUUUCUGUCGAAUUUAUUAUAAUUAUAGAAAGCAAGUGUAGAUAUAGUUUAAAAGUUGAGAUAAUGAUGGAGAGUACUAUUGCUGACGUACCGGGAUGCAUUGAAGAGCCGAAAAUGACACAAGGAGAUAUUGCUUGGAAUAAUUGAAAUUUAAUUAGAUUUUAAUUUUUUGCAGUUCCCCAAAGUUGAAUACUGUACUUCAUUUUGGGGUCCGAUAUUUUUUUGUAAAUCUCAGCUUUGUUCGUUGUUGAGAGAUUUUUGAUCUGAUUAAUCGUUUUAAUUUAUGGAGUCUGAAGUUGAGCAAAGUUCUUUUUGCUUUAAUGUGAUUUGCCAGGGUGUCCUUUUGUCGAAGUAGUAUACUUUACAUAAGUAUCCAUGGGGAUUAUCUGGUUAUUAAGGUAAACAGAAUGAAUAUUUUUAGGUCUGAAAAUAAAAGUUAUUUGGGUGGAUUUUUUCUUCCAUUAAUUUUUGUUUUCCAUAAAAUGAAACAUUCUGGUAGUGGAGCUAAUUGAUGUUGGAGGUUAUUUGUGGCAGUAAUUAUGUGAGAGUUAGAAGAGGUUGUAGCUGUACCGUUGAUUGUGGUAGGUCAGUUGUAUAGGUAUAUAUUGUAGAGAGUUGGGGAGAGGAUACUACGUUAGGAGGCUCAUGUUUUUAUAAGGUGCGAGUCAGAAAUUUCAUCUUUACAUCAUACAACAAAAUUUCGAUCGCAUAAAAAUAAUUUGAGGGUGAAAAAUAAAGGAGUUGUUAAAAAUAGAAGUUUGUGCCCCUCACAUCAGAUCCGAUUAAACGUCUGAUGACGUCAAGAUAGACACCGGAGCAAAAUUAUUUUUAUUUUAGUGACGAAGUAAUAUAUUGUCAACUAGCCUGUGUAAUUGAUGGAGAGAUGAAUGCUUGUUCUUAAAGGCCCGAGGUUCGGACAACUUUGAGGGCCCUUUAGAAACCUAAAGUGCUCAGUCACUUAGAUGUAUAACACACAAGUAGCAACUAUUUUGUAUAAAUAAUAAUUAUUUUAAUACUAGCUGUUCAAUACUACCCGCGUAGACUGUUAAAAUAUUCCUUCUCUACGGGAGGGAGUAUGGAAGAUAUAAAUAGGUAUUAUGUGAACAUACUCCCAACCUUCUAAAAUAGUAAAAGAUAUUUUCAUCAAUUCCUAUUAGCUAACUUAUAAAUACGAAAUGAUUUUCCUUUAAAAUUACAUUUAUUAUUCUACGUUCCCGUAAAGCAGCGGUACCCAUUAGCUUCGGGCCACAUGCAAUAACAAAUUUAAAUAUUUCUAAUUUAAACACUAGAACUAAAUUUAGGACUGUAACUAAGAAGAUUUGAACUGGGGACCCCUUCUAAAACCCUAGUAGUACUAGACUAGGCUAGUACCAUUUUUCGAUUACAUCAGGUUUUUUACUGCAGAAUACUUCCUCCAAUCAAAAACUUCAUAUGAGUUUCGUAUCAAAUUGUUGAAGAUUUUAAUAGAAAAUUAAUGGAGAAAAAAAAAUGUUGUCCACAUAAAUUAGAAUUUAAUAUCGUGAAGACAGAUAUUGUUAUGCUAACAUGUUUCAUAUAAAUACAAUUUUAUGGUUACGGAUUUUUAAACGCUCUAAGAAUAAGAAAAAAAAAUUAAAAUAAAGCAAAAUAAUAUUGUUCAGUUUAUCAAAAGUUAAUAAAACAAUGAUGUUUAACGACCUAACGAAUGAAAAUGUAAUGUACAGGGUGAUUCAAAAUGUAUGUUACAUCUAUUUUAUCACAUAAAUAUUCAAAUAGAAAAAAAAUAUAUAUAAUACGAAAGUGUUUUUGAUUUAUAAACAUAUAAAAUGAUUUGUAAAUAUUUUUUGGGGGGUGUCUUUUAGGGGGAUUUGAGAGUCAACUUUUGAAAUUCAGAUGGGAACCUAUCUUUUUUUUUUUUUGCGAACAUAAUAUAAAGAUAUUUUUUUAAUAAAUUUAAUAACAUUAAUUUGUUCAAAACUUUGUGUUUGAAAACAAUUAAAGGUUUUUAGAAAUUUAAUUUUGACCUCACGCCGACAAGUACCUAUCUAAUGACGUCACUUAUCACACAAUGAGUGUUGCGUUGCUUCCGCGAACCAGUUAUAACUAUAUUAGUGUAUUAACUUUAAAACCCCUCUCAAUUAUAGUUUUGAAUAAAUUUAUGUUAUUCAAUCACUAAAAUGGAUUUGAAAAAUAUCUUCACAUUAAAUUUGCAAAAAACUAUAGGUAUCCAUCUGAAUUUCAAAAGUUGAAUCAGAAUUCUUCGUUUUCCUAAAAAAAAAAAUGUACAAAUCAUUUUAAAUGUUUAUAAAUCAAACAAUUCGUAUUAUAAAGUUUUCUCUAUUGAAUAUUUAUAUGAUAAAAUGUAACGUAAGUCUUUAUUAUUAUUAUUAUUUUUUUUUUUUGGGGAGGGGGAAUGACUGUUACGAUUAACUAAUUUUGAUUUUUAAAUAGCAACCUUUAUACAAAUUUUAAAAUUACAUUGACAAAUAUUACAUCAAUUUAUGAAAUUUUUAAUUGAAUAUCAAAAUUAUUGUUAGUCAUUUCACCCACAAAAAUAACUGUAGUGUUUUGGUAAAUGACAACGUAUAAUUGAAUGCACAUAACCAUGCAUGUUCUAAUAUUUCAGAGCUGCUUAUUUCUUCAGUUGUCAAAAAAAAAAAAAAAAAAAAACAGGAAUUCUGAAAAGUCCAUAUUUUCCGAAACAUUGCAAUGGGUAUGUUCGUGGGACGCCCUGUAUAGUUGAUAUGUAUUUAUCAUUGUAAUUUGUUUGAAUUUUUAUUUAAGAUUAUGCUAAGUACUUUGGUCUAGUAAGUGGUUUACAGAUAUAAAAUAUCAUAAUUAUGUUGUUAGGUUACUGACUUUUAUAAUAUCAAUAUAGAAUUGAAUGACACGACGCGGCCACGAUUUUGGUCCUUGGGAGAUCCCAGACUAAUACAGCGCUGGGUGACAGCCAUACAGGCGAAACUAGACCAUCGAUUUCGGGAUUGGUAAAAUUAUGGGCCCAUCAAAGACGUCUAUGAUGUCAGCUGUAUGUAACUUGUGCAUGCGAUUAAAUAUUAUUAAAAUGCGACACGACAAAAAGUUAUUAGUAUUGAUUUUAAAAUGAUAUAAAUAUAAUUCGCUACGCCGCUGGUUUCCGGAAUUUGUUGAAAAUCUAGGGCAGAAAUUAAAAUGGUACAAACAGCGUCCCGUUUAAAGCGGCUUCCGGGGCAAGGGACUGUACACGAACUGCAUUGUUCCCUCUUUAAACGGAACGUAUAGUCGACCAGAUUAUUUUGGAGAAAAUUGGGCAAAACCGACUUGAUAGACAUGAAAAUCUUUAUAUUUACGAAGCACUUGCAAUUGUAAUACAGCGAAUAUUGUUCGUAUUUAUUUUAUUCAACAAGCGCUUAAUUGUUUUUAAUAUUUUAUCGGUUUCGCACCAAACGUUAAACGUUGAAAUUGGUGUCGACAGUGAUAAUGGCGUGUUUUUAUGACGACGAAUAAAUAAAUCUAAACCGGAUUAUGUUCACCCGUGUGGUACAGUGCUAGGUGAACAAAAUCAGUCGUGCCACUAAUAGUAUAUAAUUUUGAAAAUGCGCCGGAAAAAAACUGCAAAAUUUUAAUUUUGUUUUUUUUCCAGAGGAGGGAUUUUAAUCGUGUCCGGAAUGAUGCUGAAUGUGUUGGCGUGCGCUCUUACGUAUAAGCCCGCGCAGGACAAACACACCCCCGACGUUCAGUUCCCGGAUACCAUGACGACGUCGUCGUCGUCGUCGUCGUCAAGGUCGUCCAUCAACGCUCGGGUGGCAGCGGCGACCGUAGUCAGGGUCACCGACGAAUACUGCACGGCCGUCGAGUCCUGUUGCACGUCGUCCAUCAACACGAGUGUGCGGGUGACGACGACGGCAAUCGCGGCAGACGACAUCGUCACGACGGACGAAUAUUACGCGGACGUAGUCGUGUCGUCACCGUUGCUGGAGCAUCACGUGCAACACCGGGGAAAAGUCGCUCGAUUGCGACGGACGUUCAGUGGCAGACCGACGGCCGUAUUGCUGGCCGUGACGGCGGUAAACGCGCUCAGCGAAUUAGCGUACGGCACGUUCGCCGCAACGUCCACGCCGCGGCCGUCCAAUACGAAAGCCGCACUGUGGCUGGCCGCGGCCGACGCCACCGGUCGCGUACUGGUACCCGCCGUUUCAGACCACCUGUCGACCGGAAACGGAGGUGGCUCGGCGUCCAUUUACUUGAACGCGGUGAUCAUGGCCGUUGGCGGCGCUGUACUACUAACGGCCGGCAGCGCGCGCCAGUCACAGACCACCGAGUGGUCGUUGUGCUUGAUCGCCGCGUUCGGGCUGGUGUCCGGCGCUGCCGUCGGCCUCGAACCACUCGUCGCUGUCCACGUGCUAGGACACGACCGCCUGCCCACCUCGUAUUCCGCCACCAUGCUCGCCAAAGGCGCCGCCGGAUUAGCCGUCCACCUACUGUUCUCGCCGAUGGCUGGCCACCACGACCACUCCGCGUACCGGCCUCCACAACAUCGGAUUCCCGCCAACAUUGCGCUCUACGUACUAGGAUCCUGUCUGGUGGCUGCGGCCGCCGGCUGGACGGCCCGGUUACUCUUUAGGCCGCACUUUUACACCCCCAGAAGCGGUUUCGGUCAGUACAUGAGGGCUGCUUGAUAGCUCGGCCGCUGCUCGCGAUGGUUACGAUGUUCGUUUAUUUAACAGUCUGCGACUUCUCAGACUUCGAUUUCACACAACUCGUAUAAUGCUGGCAAAAUAUGUUGUUACAUACUAUUACAACCCAGUUAUUAAAAAUAAUUAAUUAGACGGGUUCUUACUACUUGAAUGUAAUUUAUUAAUUUUGUGACUUGUUAUUGUUUCAAGUUUGUACAUUGUCCAAUAAGUCUGCUUUAUACUAUUUCUUAUACACGAUUUAACAUAAAAAUUAAUGUUAAAUUUCGUUAUUAUGAAAUAAAUAAUGAAACAUUUGUACCUUGUAAUAUUAUGCUGAUUGACUGCCAAGAUAUAAAAUCACUUGUUUGCAGAUAAAUCAAUACAUUUUAGAAUACCAACCUAAAGUAAUGAUUUAUUCAUAUUGUGUAUGUGUAAUAUAAAUUGUAUAAUGUAUUAUAUUUCAGAUUAUUAAAUGGUUUUUCACUUUUGUACUUAUGUAAAAAUAAAAUACCAUUUAGAUU
Molecule: messenger RNA, 24085 nt
Organism: Cinara cedri
Lineage: Eukaryota; Metazoa; Arthropoda; Insecta; Hemiptera; Aphididae
Source: the annotation of a GenBank genome assembly